This is a messenger RNA of Bactrocera tryoni, 1165 nucleotides long. RefSeq lists its product as uncharacterized. The coding region runs from base 103 to 1152 and encodes 349 amino acids. The record is from RefSeq and is a predicted model, not a curated record. The transcript is spliced from 2 exons. Lineage: Eukaryota; Metazoa; Arthropoda; Insecta; Diptera; Tephritidae. Gene Ontology annotation, molecular function: sequence-specific DNA binding.
GAGCGACGAGAUCAAAGUGUUUGUUUAUCAUCUGUGAAUUGUCAAAUAAUUCAGUUUAGUAUUUUGCAAAAGAAUUUCGGAGGUAAAAAUAUUUCUACUAUAAUGCCCUACAAAGCUUGUGUUUAUAAAGGCUGCGAAAAUUACACAUAUGAUUGCGCUCCUUGUGGCAAUAAAAAAUUUACCCUUUUUCGAUUCCCAAAAGAACCCGCUCGAUAUGAACAAUGGAUGAAAAGAGGUAAAGUUACCGAUGGAUUGCCGGAAACACAAAUGCUAAUGUGUUCCGAUCAUUUUGAAGGAAAAUAUAUUGUAAGAAACGCCCGGCGAACAAUGUUGACAAACACAGCGGUGCCACUUCCGUAUCACGAAGAAAUCGCUGAUAUGGAGGAAGGCGAGGAUAAUAUCGAAAGGGAAUGUGAAGUUGGGCUGGUGAAAGUAGCUGAUGCCUUAGACACAGAAAUGGUGUUUUCAAUACAUGGUGACUUAAAUGAUAGUUCUACUCUCAUUAGAGUUAAAGAAAGUGGUUGUGAGGAUGAUGAUGAAGAUGGAUUGCUGGAGUAUGACAGAGUAGAUCAUAACUUAGAAGCAGAAUACUGUGUUGAAUCCACAACAACAAUGAAGGAUGCUGAUGAUGUACAGACAGAAGUGAAAGACAUAUUUUUAGUGGAUAGAGUAUAUGAAGAGGAACAUUUAUCAGGUACAAUAAGACAUCCAGGACAAAAAGAGAUUUCCUUCAAGGGUUUAAAACCAAAUAGUAUCAAAAGGCGCAUAACAAAUUCGAGCACCGAUGAAACCCAAGAACCCUCUAGCUCUAAAGUUAUCACAUCCAAGUUUAAUAACUUUAACAACACUAACGAUAAUGGUAUAAAAGCUUCCAAACGCAAAAUAAACAAAAGAAGUGAGGAUACUAACAAAUGUGUUAAAUCAAAAAUCCGAAAAGAAAAUGAAACACAACAAGACUCUCCAAAAAUAAACUCGGAAUCCAUGGUGAAUUCGGGAGCUGUCACAUGUUUCAUUUUUAAGGGUGAAGAAUACGUACAAAUGCCUAAGGAGUAUUACAUACAGGAAAAAGUGGAACUUAUGGAGAAAUUGAAUAAUUAUGAAAAUAUUUUACGAACAUUUAAACAAAACUUACUUGAUUUGGAUUUGUCAUAAAAAAAAUUCGGAG